AAGGUUGUAAAAAUGAAAAUGAUUAAGAUCAAUUCGUGAUAAAAUUAAUAUCAAUAAGUUAUAAAAUAUUGCGCAUAGGCAAAGGUUUUAAGGGGAAGUGCUUGCACCGUUCAGAGUUUUGUCUCCUAGUGUUAUUGAACAGUUGGUGGGGCUGUAGCUGAUAAAGUAGGACGGAAUAAAGCAGCACGGGUCUCUCUAGAUCUUAUCUAUAAAUGAUUUUUGAAGUUCCAAAUUUUUAUCAAUGGUUUCCAGAAAAACAAUGCUCCCUUAUCUUUUAUUGGUGCUUUUAGCACACGCCAGAUGGGUAAGCACAGCAGAUCUAGCAAAUUGUUCACUAGUUAAAAACAUAUUCAUUUUAGCCGGGCAAAGCAACAUUUCCGGUCGAGGCGGCGUGAUUAAUCACUCUAACCGCCCCGGCGUGGCUAAUGAGACGUGGGAUGGUGUCAUCCCACAUGAAUGCGAGGCCAACCCAUCAAUCCUCCGACUCAGCGGAGGACUUAGAUGGGUUGAGGCUCAAGAACCCCUUCACAAAGACAUAGAUGUAAACAACACUUGUGGGAUUGGUCCAGGGAUGCCAUUUGCCAAUACAGUUUUGAAGAGGGAUCCAAGUGUUGGAGUGAUUGGGUUGGUUCCUUGUGCUGUUGGAGGAACGAGUAUUACCGAGUGGGCUCCUGGGGGUUUUCUUUACAAGCAGAUGAUAAAGAGAACAAAGGCGGCCAGUCGAUGCGGUGGAAGGGUAAGGGCAUUAUUGUGGUACCAAGGUGAGAGUGAUACAAAGACACUUGAGGAUGCCAAAAUGUAUAAGCGCAGAUUGGAGAGCUUCUUCAAGCAUGUGCGCCAUGAUCUGCAAUUACCUACUCUCCCUGUGAUUCAGGUGGGAUUGGCAACAGCACUAGGGCCAUACAUGGAGUUGGUGAGGAAAGCUCAGCGAGAAAUUAAUGUUGGGAACGUGAGAUAUGUGGAUGCCAAAGGGCUCCAGGUUGGGCCAGAUUAUGUGCACCUUACAACUGCUGCACAAAUUCAGCUUGGACAGAUGCUCGCUGAUGCCUUCCUUCGCAUUUAGUCAGUGGUGCUUCUUCCUCUUUAGACUAAUAGUACUGCUGGUUUGUGACUCUAUAAAGAAAUUGGGUCAGCUGAAAAAUGCAAAUUAUUUCACAAGAAAUCUUCAAGGAGCAAACUAGCCCUUGUUAUUCAGUUUUUCCAGAUGGAACCAUUAUUUGUGUUUUCCAUAUCCGACGCUUUGCUUUUAUCAUAAUUGCUUACAUCUUGAUAGAUUGUUCUAGUAGUAUUCAUGUAGUUUUCUCAAUUGGAGAACUCUUAAAGAUUGUUGAAUAAUAUCUCAGAGUUAUAAUAUUAAAAGUGCGCAAGUGGUUUUGGUACUAA
Molecule: messenger RNA, 1383 nt
Organism: Nicotiana tabacum (common tobacco)
Lineage: Eukaryota; Viridiplantae; Streptophyta; Magnoliopsida; Solanales; Solanaceae
Product: putative carbohydrate esterase At4g34215
Source: RefSeq, a predicted model, not a curated record